AGAUAAUAUGGCUUAAUUAUUAAAUAUUUAAACUAGUUAUCUACAACCGGCGUGUCCCUAUUGAAUUGGGUCCAGUCCUAACAAGAUAGGAAUCUUCAAUACAUAAGAAUUUUUCCUCAAUUGAUUGCAAACAAGGAAUAAAUAAUGGAUUCACCAGGAAAUGCCAGGGAGGAUGCACCAAAUCAAGUGAAAACUGUCACCGAACAAGUCUUGAGCCAUCCCAAGGGUGUCACAGAUCGGAAAAGUGAUGUCAUUGUCGACAACAAUGCCUCAAGUAAAAAUGAAUAUGCCACAGAUGGUAAUAGUGAUGUCACAAAUAGAAAUGACUACACAAUAAAGUUUUCUCGUGGUGCCACAAAUCGAAGUGACUAUGACCAUGGUGAGGCCAUGGAUAGUACAGAUGGUGCCACGGUUCAGACUGUUACUUGUCACUCAUGUAAACAUAAUAUUAAGAGAGGAAAUACACCCCAAGAAAAUUCUUCACCUCAGAUCUCUAAUUGUAAUGGCCAAAGAACUUGCCCAGUAGACCAAACCCAAACGAACAGUAGCUCAAAUAUUUCAACUGACCUAAGUGUAACGAGUGGCCAUAGCAACGCCAUUGAAAAAAAAAAUCACGAUAAUGCCUGUGAAGGACAUAUUUCUGCACAAAAAUGCACAGAAUGUAUUUGCGCUUCUACCAUAAAAGAUACCACAGAUAAAUGUGACUGUGUCACGAAAAAUGGUAUCGGUGUCACAGAAUGUGAACACGAUGCCGAAGAAAACUCUAGUGACGUCACUGAUAAUGAGAAUAGUAUCACAAGCUCAGAUGAGAUGUUUUGUGAUUGCAAAAGUAUUAUGUCAUCACAAAGGUCUUUAAAAGACAACGAAAAAGGGGGAACUACAAACGGGGAGGAAAUAAAUUCGAAAAAACUCACAAAAAGUGUAUCAGACUCUGCUUCAAUUUGCACAUACCCUACUCAAAGCACUCUGAUGGAUUUCUGUAGAAUAUGUCACUGUGAAGGAGACGCAGAGAUUGGUCCGUUGAUCGCCCCUUGUUAUUGUCGUGGGAGUCUACGCUACGUUCAUCAGGCUUGUUUACAACAGUGGAUCAAGAGCUCAGACUCCAGACACUGCGAGCUGUGUGGUUACCAGUUUAUAAUGGAUUUAAAACUGAUGCCAUUUCGGAAAUGGAAGAAACUAACAAUGUCAACAACAGAGAGAAGGAAGAUCAUGUUCAGCGUUAUGUUCCAUGUCAUUGCCAUAACCUGUGUGAUUUGGUCUCUCUAUGUAUUGAUUGAAAGGACGGCCAAUGAGAUUAAAGUUGGAAAACUUCAAUGGCCAUUCUGGACCAAACUAGUCGUUGUCGCCAUUGGCUUCACCGGAGGUCUUGUGUUCAUGUACGUACAAUGCAAGGUGUAUGUUCAACUGUGGAAACGUCUCAAAGCUCACAACAGAGUUAUAUUUGUAAAGAGUAAUUCUCCUGAUGAGGCGAAUGCGGAUACCCCAUUAGAUGAUGACGUCUCAGUCCAAAGUUCAAACGAAGUAACCUCACCUCGGCAGCGAGAUAAUGAUGCAGUGAUUGUGGAGAUUCAACAAAACCAAGUUUAGCGGCCCCACACUGGGUCUUUGCACAAACUUUCAUAUUGGAAACCAAAACAAGUCCAGGCUCAAUGAAGGCUGUUUUCCCUGCGAAUAAGUCUACCCGGCAAAUAGGACGAAGCCUAUUUUUAGCACUGAAUAAGAGGGUUUUUCCAUAUAACCCUCCAAUGAGACGGGAAGAUAAAUUGCUUCUCUGUUGGUCAUGUUUGGGGAGACUAAAAAUAAGCGACUCCAGCGACUCCCCCCCAAAAAAAUAAGGCUAAAAAAUUGGGUCCAGAAAAGCGACUUAUUAGCCGGAAAAUACGGUAUUUAUUAAUGAUGCUCACGCCGCAUUUCCUCGAAAAUGAGAUAGUGUCUUGUUCCAAUUUUCUUUCAAAAGAUAACACUAGGGCUUACUUUUGGGGGGGUGUCUCUUAUUUUCAUUUACCUCAGGUUACUGAACCUCUUUCUCUCUCACAUGUUUUAGAUUAGUCAUUCAAAACGUGUAGAAGAGAUUCCAUGCUUAUAUUGAAAUCAUUUUUUAAAUUCAGGCUAGGUCUUAUUUUUGGGAAAACACGGUACUUAGGCCUAGCAUGUCUCAUACUGGAGACCUGCACUGGUUACCAAGAGGAUUUUGCAUUACUGAUUGCUCUUACUGAGGCACUGCACAAGUUCCGUUCAAAAUUCUGAAUUAAUAGGGAAUAGUGGACUCUUACUGCAGCUUCUGCAAGUUACUAUUUUAGGUACCGUAUUUCUCUGUGUGUAACACGCACCCGUGUAUAUUACGCAGGGCUCGUUUAGAGUGUGGAUUGUAUGAAGAUACAAGGGUCCAUGCAUAAUACGCACGGCCGAAUUCCGUCACUCAAACCGCCUCAAACUCUUAUAUGGCCACGGCAAUCCAUUUACAGCUGCUACAAGCUUUUAGAAGAUGGUUCAAAACAAGUUGUGCUAUAGUACAUAGCGUUUCUAUGAUAUGACACUAUGAUUCAUGUUGUGCUAAGGUGCCUCACUUCACCUAUAACCUCUUGAAUGCUUUUCCCAAGGCUUUAGAAAAUGAGAUUUUAUUU
Messenger RNA from Styela clava, 2624 nucleotides. RefSeq lists its product as uncharacterized. Lineage: Eukaryota; Metazoa; Chordata; Ascidiacea; Stolidobranchia; Styelidae. The record is from RefSeq and is a predicted model, not a curated record. Gene Ontology annotation, molecular function: zinc ion binding.